Drosophila eugracilis is the source of this 2919-nucleotide messenger RNA. Its product is annotated as elongation of very long chain fatty acids protein AAEL008004. Gene Ontology annotation, biological process: fatty acid elongation, saturated fatty acid; sphingolipid biosynthetic process; fatty acid elongation, polyunsaturated fatty acid. Lineage: Eukaryota; Metazoa; Arthropoda; Insecta; Diptera; Drosophilidae. Gene Ontology annotation, molecular function: fatty acid elongase activity. The transcript is spliced from 10 exons. Bases 504 to 1607 code for a protein of 367 amino acids. Gene Ontology annotation, cellular component: endoplasmic reticulum membrane. The record is from RefSeq and is a predicted model, not a curated record.
CCGUGACAGCCAGUUAGUCGUUCUCCACUAGUCGUUGUCGACGGUCACCUCUGUCUCGCUCGUUGCCCACUUCCACCACUCGCCCCGUCGCAAAAACCGAGUUUCCAAAAAAGCCCGAUCCCAGCUCCAGCCUUGUUUCAAAGGACUCAUUUUAGAGCCAUUCGUAUACACUCAAGACUCGGUGGCAAUCCGGAAUGCAAGCCCCAAUAAGUCGAGCAAUGGGCGCAGCUCUACAACAAUUACAGCAAUAAUUGUUGAACACUAAUUCGCGUUUUAGACGGGCUUUCCCGGAGUAACGCCCGGUACUCUCCUCUAGUUGUUGGCCUGGCCUUUUGAAAUCCAGCACAAAGCCAUCAAGAGCCGCAAACAAGAUCUGAAAGUCAAGACUUUAUAGACCACCAAACCAUUUGUACAAUCAGCAAGGAACACCAACUACAAAGUAAACGGACAGAAACACUCUACUGUCAACAGGACAGAAGCAUAAAUCACUACACAGCAACACAAUGGCCUUAAUUAUGAAAUACAUCGACAGCAUAAGCAGAUACAUAGACUCACAUAGUGACUCGAGGACGAAAGGCUGGCCCAUGAUGUCGUCCCCGUUCCCCACACUGGCCGUUUGCCUCACAUACGUCUAUCUGGUCAAGGUGCUAGGACCCCGAUUAAUGGAGAAUCGAAAACCGCUGCAUCUGCAGAACACACUAGUCAUGUACAAUGCCAUACAGGUUGUUUUCAGCGCGUGGCUCUUUUACGAGUGCUUGAUGGGCGGCUGGUGGGGCUCGUACAGCUUCCGGUGCCAGCCGGUGGACUACACAGAUAGUCCAACAUCCCGGAGAAUGGUUCAUGCUUGCUGGUGGUACUACUUCUCAAAGUUCACCGAAUUCAUGGAUACGAUUUUCUUCGUGUUGCGUAAGAAGACCAGCCAGGUUACCACGUUGCAUGUCAUCCAUCACGGCUGCAUGCCCAUGUCGGUUUGGUUCGGCGUUAAAUUCACCCCGGGUGGCCACAGCACCUUCUUCGGUCUACUGAACACCUUCGUCCACAUUGUGAUGUACACCUACUACAUGUUCUCUGCCAUGGGUCCACAGUACCAGAAGUACCUCUGGUGGAAGAAGUACCUAACCACCCUGCAGAUGGUCCAGUUCAUCCUGAUCAUGGUGCACGCCUUCCAGUUGCUUUUCAUCGACUGCAACUACCCGAAGGCGUUCGUCUGGUGGAUUGGCAUGCACGCUGUUAUGUUCUUCUUCCUGUUCAACGAGUUCUACAAAGCAGCUUACAGGAGCCGCAUGAUGAAAAAAAAUGGAGUGCUAGCCAACGGACACGCCAAGCCCAACGGCUACUGCAAGAGCAUCAACGCCCAUGACGACCUCGCCAUGCCACAGCCGGUGGAGGCGGCGGCUGCCGCUACCGUGGCGCCUGUAUCAAAGUCCAACGGGAGCACCUCCCCACUGAGCAAUGGUCAUGCAAAUGGGCUGUCUAAUGGAUAUAAGCAGCUGGCUAACGGCAAUGCGCAUAAGGGGACAAACGGCGGGCUUUUAACAAAUGGAUAUGCCACUAAGCUCUUGGACGAUGCCUCCCAAGAUCUGAAACAGCGGAAGACGCCGAAAUAAUAUCGGAGCAAUAUGGGGCGGCGCCAGCACAGAGCUUAGGAGCCAGAAUCGCCAGGAGGUUCCUGGGAAAAGCAGAGCUCCAGAGUCAUUUCCACAGCCACACACAUAUUCAUUAACUUCAACUCACUUCACACCGCAGUUCAUCCACACUUCUACGCAAGAAUCCACGUUCAAAAGCGUUUGGAAAAUGCUGAGUAAGCGAAGAUAGCGAAAAGUGAAACAUAUACAACUACCACGCUUAUUCCGUACUUUUGCGGACAUUCUCCCACAGCUACAGCUCCAUGCACCCGAACAUAAAAAAAUAUGCUAAAAGUAUGCUCCAGACAUACUGAAGCAUAAGCAUAUGUAUAGGCAUUGCGAUUGCAUAUGCACCCAUUCUUAUAGCGUACUAUUUCAAAUAUGUUUUGUUGCUUCUUUUUCUUUAAUCUACUUUAGUUGUACAAAGCUUACUUAUCAUAAGUACCCCAGCGGAUUGUAUAAUAAAAAGCCAGCAUACAAAUGAAGAUUUCAACUAACCAGCAACAUAAACAGAAGUCCAGCAUAAACAAUUUAAAAACUAAAGCUUAUGUUUAAUACAGCUAGUUUGUGUGCGAGCAAGGAAUUCAACUACGUAUUUAAGCCUAGAAUUUAAAAUAUACCUAGGUGUAUAAACCACAUGCAUAUAUUAAAAAAUAAAAAAAAGAGCUAACGGCAAGUUUUGUAACUGUAUAAAGCAAAAACAAAUGUAAUUUAAAAUUAGACACAAUAAUUGUUAAAAAUAAAUGUCAUUCAAAAUUAGCCGAAAUCAAUUUACGUUAAACAGCAAACUACAACCGCAAGUAUUCGACAGAUUAUGUAAAACGUUUAAAAGGAUUAAAAAAAUAAAACGAAAUUUACGAAGACAUUAAGAAAUCACCGCCUAAAAUUUCAUUAAUUUAUUACAAAUAAAUGAUGCCGCUAAACUAAAUCCGAAGACGGGAAAUAAAUGUGCAUUGACCCUUAAAGACGGUGCAUGCCCAAAAGCAUACACACUUCAUCAAUAUUAAUAGCAAAGGGAACACAAAUAGGAAUAAACAUAAGGUCGAUCCAUUUGAAACCGAGCAUAAAAUUCUGAAAAUGGUUGGAAUCAAAAACAAAAUAGACUGUAAGUCCCACACUUUAGGUAUGCAAUUUCAAUACGUUUUGUAUGUGUAAUACCCAUUUUUGUGGAGCAGUGUGUAAACAUUACCUAUGUAACUAUUAUUAUACAAAAACAAAAAAAAAAAACAUUUGUAGAAAAUUAGGUGAAAAUGGAGUGGAGCAUUUUUUCAAUAAAAAUACUGAACUAAAUUAA